AGGCGGAGCUGCUCCUCUGUUGGAUUUUAAAGAUGGCGGCGGGCGGCUUGCGGUUUUUCGCGUCGCUGCCUCAUUGUAUCAGCUCGGUUCGGACGCCAUGAACGGCUCGGUACCGGAUGCCUCGCGUGAACCGGACGCUCGUGUUUGGGCUGCUGCUCGUGAGCAGCUGCGCGUUCCUGCUCUUCCAGCUCUAUUACUACCGGAACUACGUCAGCAAGGCCACCUCUCCCCAUUCCGUAUACCAAGGUCUAAAGCUGUGUCUGUGUUGCAGCACACUGGUCUUCUCCUGAACCCUGCAGGUCAUGUGACCUCCAGCCAAGCCCAAUGGCAGACCCUGAAGAAGUUCCUGGGGUUGGCGCAGUACUUCCGGCUGCCUCUGUUCCUCGCCGACACCGCCGCGCUGGCUCUGCUCUCCCAGGACGCUCUGCGGCAGCGCGACCGCAUGACGCGGGAGCCGCACUGCAGCUUCCUGUGCACCGGCCGGCCAAUCGCAUCCUUUGCUCUGCAGGCCAACCAAUGGAAGCACAGCGCCGGCUUCCUAUUGGCCGCUGAACAGAAAGGCUUCGAGCUGCUGGAGGUGCGAGGACACGACCCCCGACUGGGCAGUCUGGACACCCUGUCAGGAGAGGAGAUCCCCCUGCACUUCCUGUUCCGCCUCCACGGUUACAUCAUCCAUGUGGUGCUCCUGUACGAGCGCAGCGGGAACUACCUGUGGCACGGCGCCCUGCGUCUAAAGGCCAACAUGGACCGCAGCUUCGCUCCCUUCAAGCUGCUGGACUACGGACGCCACGCCGGCGCCUACGAUCGGCCGGAGCUGAUCCUCACAGUCAUUGACGGCCUUGACGUUCGUAUCCCUCGCAACAUUUCCCGUUUCCUGACGCAGCAGGAACAGGCGCGGUUCCUGGAGUGCCGUUACCAUGACGCCCGCAGCUUCCUGCAGCUUUACCCUGAUGACUCCUCAGCGGCUGCCAUCGAGUUCCGCAGGAAAGCGAAGACGUUGCUGACUUUAGCAGCUCGGACCCUGGGCCAGCUGGACGUCCCGUUCUGGAUCAGCAGUGGAACCUGUCUGGGAUGGUUCCGGCAGUGCAGCAUCAUCUCCUACAGCCGGGACGUGGACAUCGGGAUCUUCAUCGCAGACUUCAGGCCCAACAUGGUGGCGGCCUUCAGAGACGCGGGGCUGUCGCUCAAACACAAGUUUGGAAAGGUGGAGGACAGCCUGGAGCUGUCCUUUCUGGGUGAGGACGUCAAGCUGGACAUUUUCUUCUUCUACAGAGAAGGAGACGUGGUGUGGAAUGGAGGAACGCAGGCGAAAAGCGGCAGGAAGUUCAAGUACGUCUUCCCUUCCUUCUCGCUGUGCUGGGCGGAGCUUCUAGAGGUCAAAGUUCGUGUUCCUUGUGAAACGUUGGAUUACGUGAUGGCAAACUACGGCGCCUCCUGGAACGUUCCGGUGAAGAGCUGGGAUUGGAAGUCGUCACCUAGCAACGUGAUGGAAAACGGGGUGUGGCCUAUUGCGGAGUGGGCGGGUCUCAUCCAGGUGUACUGAGAGGAGACGGAGCGGACAUUUUGUUUUUUUGUUUUUUUACAUCAUGUAUGUUAAACACUGGAUUUGAAAAUAAAGUUUUACUAUAA
This is a messenger RNA of Cyprinodon variegatus (sheepshead minnow), 1629 nucleotides long. RefSeq names its product fukutin (gene fktn). The transcript has 10 exons. NCBI's taxonomy places the organism in Eukaryota, Metazoa, Chordata, Actinopteri, Cyprinodontiformes, Cyprinodontidae. The record is from RefSeq and is a predicted model, not a curated record. Gene Ontology annotation, cellular component: Golgi membrane. The coding region runs from base 98 to 1543 and encodes 481 amino acids.